Mustela lutreola (European mink) is the source of this 1835-nucleotide messenger RNA. RefSeq names its product MIA SH3 domain containing (gene MIA). Gene Ontology annotation, molecular function: protein binding. Gene Ontology annotation, biological process: extracellular matrix organization. The transcript is spliced from 4 exons. The record is from RefSeq and is a predicted model, not a curated record. The coding region runs from base 1361 to 1759 and encodes 132 amino acids. NCBI's taxonomy places the organism in Eukaryota, Metazoa, Chordata, Mammalia, Carnivora, Mustelidae.
UCUUCUCAUGUAAGGGAAGAAUUCCUGUAUGUUAGUACUUUGGUACUUAUUGUUGGUACACGCCGCUAUCCCAAACACACACCCACUGCUGCCAGGCACUCAGGAAACACUAUAAACUCAGCAAAGACUUGCUGAGUACCUACCGUUCUUGGCACAGGACACAGUGGUGAAUGAAAUACACAAGCCAACUGUAAAUACUAUGUUCUGAUAAGACAGCUGGGGUGGUAGGUCUGGGAACAGUCCCAGGUGAUCAAGGAAGGCCGGUCAUUGGACGUGACUUUGGAACAGAGCAGUUUCUCCUGUCCAUGGUGGCGGUGCUGGGUAUUGGAGGGCACAGAGAUGGCUGAGGUCCAGGCUUUGACCUUGAAUUCUGCCCUACCCCAAGCCCAAUUUACUUCCCCCUCACAAAAGUUUGGACUUGUGGCCAAAGGUAAGAAUGCUCGAGAACGGGAGAUGCCACCCAGGAGAAUGACCUGGGCACGGAGAUCUACUGGAAACAGUUUUAGAGGUUGAGACUUGAGUUCGGAUCACCCUCACCGACUUUCUCCUGACCUUGGGCAAUGGACAGCUCCACAGCUCCACACUCUGACGGGUAUGGGCCUAGAGCCAGAUCUGGCCUUUCUGCUUCUGGCUCUAACCUUGAGCAAGUUUCUGAAGGCUCUCCCUGCCAUUUCCAUGGCAAGGGGUUAUAACAGCCCUCUUAAGGUGAUGCAGUGUCCAUGUGAGUUAAUAAGAUAAAAAUUACGUGCUGAAUACUCUGAAUGACUUUGCUUUCCUAAUCACCAUUUUACAGAGGAGUAGGUGAGGCUCUCAGAAAAAUUGCUUAGCCCGGGUCACCCAGUCAGGAAGUGCCUUGGGAAGAUAAAUAGUGAUUAUGGGAGGGCAUUUCUAGCCUUAAGAUCCAGCAUAAAAUACUUGGUCCUUGAGGGUGGGUCUUUCUCUGGUGAUCAAAAGGCUGCCUUGUUCUGUCCUCAAGCACAGGAAAUUCCAAGGUAGUUUUCUGUACUAGCUCCCUGUUUCUGUUCGUGGAAGGGGCCCAGGUACCCAAGCAGCCUCAAGAGAAGAUGGAAUUGAAUAUCUCAACCUGUAUGGUUGAGGGGGUGGGGGGUGGCUGGCACUUGGAGUGGCCUGGGCUGCUUUGGGCCUAUCUGGGCAUUUCCCUGGGCAGGCAGCCCUCACCCUAUCCUUGAAAUGGUUCUGGCUGGGUAACAGCCUCUCCAUGUUGUGGGUGAAAUUUGGGACUGAUUAAGGGCGGAGACAGCAUGGAGAACACAGGUUUCCUUGUAUUGCUGGAGAGAGGGAGGGCAUAAGGAAAUUAGAGACCCUAUUUCCCCCUCGAUCACUUUCUUGCUCGGAGUCCAUGAUGGCUGGGUCCCCAGCGUUCCUCGGUGUCAUCAUUCUGCUGUCUGCCUUCUUGGGGCCCAGUGUCGGGGGCCGUGCCAUGCCCAAGCUGGCUGACCGCAAGCUGUGUGCUGAUGAGGAAUGCAGCUACCCUAUCUCCAUGGCUGUGGCCGUUCAGGACUACGUGGCUCCCGACUGCCGUUUCCUGACCAUACACAGGGGCCAAGUCGUGUAUGUCUUCUCCAAGCUGAAGGGCCGAGGGCGGCUCUUCUGGGGAGGCAGUGUUCAGGGAGAUUACUAUGGAGAUUUAGCUGCUCGCCUGGGCUAUUUCCCCAGUAGUGUUGUACGGGAGGACCAGACCCUGAAACCUGGCAAAAUCGAUGUGAAGACAGAUAAAUGGGAUUUCUACUGCCAGUGAGCUCAGUCUACCACUGUCCCUGCUGUUUUUUUUUUUUCUUCCCAGCUUUAUGCAAAUAUACCAGCCAAGUGCAAAA